GUACUCACAUUGCUCUGACACACAGCUGAUCUCUGCCAAGAGUUCCACAGGCUCACAGGAACCCUGUUUUUCCCUUUUCAAAUAGACCUCAGCCACACAGAUACAUUGUAUCCUCCCUCACAAUAGUUUAAAAAAACCUCAGGCAGUCUCUCUCCAUUGAGGCUCCAUUGUCCCUCAUUACAUAUUCACCGAGUGUAAUAAAUGGUAUCCGAUGUUGCUUUCACUUCCUCGCCUGUAAAAGCAGCCCUUUUGCAGGCAGCUUUCUAUAACCAAAAAACCACACAUGAGCUGGUUCUUUUUCACGAAUGAGUUUGCCUUUUUAUGAAUGAGCACUGGCAACGCGAUCUGAAAUGUCUUUUUAUGAACUUUUAGGUAUCAGGGACCACUUUCCCCUUUCCCUGCAUGAACCCCAUGUAUUCCUUGUGCUGUUUCCUAGUCUUAUGGGAACCCCAGCAAGCCCUCUUGCCUGCCUGGGCUGAUGGAGAACCCCUGGGAUUCUCUUCUUUUUCCACUAUGAGAAACACAAAAGGAAAUUGGAGCCCUUUUGAAUGCCUUAUAGGACUGAUUGUGUUUGUUUCCCAACCUACGGGGAUGCUGGAUCUCGUGUUUCUCCUCCACGGUGGGCCCUACAUGUGUCUCCUAUCAAUUAUUAUUAUUUUGAAUUAUUUUUAUUAUUUUUAUUAUUAUUUCUUAUAAUAUCUUACCCCUUAUAAACGAGGCAGUGUGACCCUGAUGUGAACUUUUGUCCAGCACACCAUCUUGGCCUGGGCAUCAUCAGGCUACAUAUUAUUAAUAUGGGUUGCUAGACAUUACCCUGUAAAGAAGAAACAAUGGACUUCUUUUCCAGACCUCGGAGAGCACAAAGCCAGGCCAUCUAGGAAGGAAGAAACCUUUGGACAUUUUAAAUCACUCAUCAUAAAAGGCUUGUUCUUCCUGCGAGGGAGACAAGAAUAAGUCACCAGUGACCAGACAAAGCCACCUCCUCCUUGGGACUUUGAAUCAUUCAUAAUCCCAUCAAGGUUUUUGCCAUGACUUUUCUUUCACUAUAAGGCUUAGCAAUAUGCUUCAGACUCUCAUUCAUGAGAUUUGUUAAAUCGAUCAAGGAAUCCAUAGCCAGGUCCAGUUUGAGGGCCCGAAAACUUUUGCCAGAUCGCUUGACAAAGGACUCACCAUAGAGUCACUCAUAAUCCUGUCAUUAACACAUGUUUGCCUUUUGUUCUUCCUGUUGCCAUGCCUCCAUCUCCCCCAUUGGCCAGUGAGGGCGUGACGUCACAUGCGGGGCUCACGCUCCCAUUGGAUGAAGCAUGCAAACCUCCCAGACCAUCCCUCCUGCCUCCUGACGUCAGUGAGGAGCCAGCUGGGUGGGCGGGAGCGGGAAAUUCAAAAAAGCAAAAGUAUAAAAUGUGUAUUUUUCUAUGUAAUGGCAUGCCGGUUCUUCUUGCAACUUAUUGCUGCCAUCAUCCUGCUCCAGCUGGACCAGAAUAAACUCAGUGACCUCUGCUUGGGACUUGGUGAGAUUUUAUUGGGAACAGGGAAAUCUUUAUUUUGUUUCUCGCAAGCUUGCCAGGUGCUGCGCAACCCUCUUUUUGGGUCUGGCACGGGUCUCCUUUUCCAGGAAGACCCCUAAAUCUUUGAUCUCCUCUAUCACCUGAAGGUAUUAAGCAGGUAAUAAACAGCUAAACUCAUAGCUUCAAUUCCCAUUUUUGUUUUUUAGCCUUCUGCUUCCAUAAAACUGAAAAUAAAGAGAGAAUUUUUAUUGGCUUAAUCUUGCCAUUAUCACAAUAUGGACUUUGGGUUUUGUAGGUAUUUUACAUAUAAAGAACGGAGCAUGGUAAAGGAAGUGGACAAAUAUAUGGUGCUCUUCAAAGCCUUCUAUCCUUGAACAUGAGCCUACAAUGUGAUGCGGCAGCUAAAAAAGCCAAUGGGAUUUUGGCCUGCAUCAAUAGGGGAAUAACGUCUAGAUUCAGGGAAGUCAUGCUCCCCCUCUAUUCUGCCUUGGUCAGACCACACCUGGAAUACUGUGUCCAAUUUUGGGCACCGCAGAUGAAGGGAGAUGCUGACAAGCUGGAAAGCGUCCAGAGGAGGGCGACUAAAAUGAUUAAGGGUCUGGAGAACAAGCCCUAUGAGGAGAGGCUUAAAGAGCUGGGCAUGUUUAGCCUGCAGAAGAGAAGGCUGAGAGGAGACAUGAUAGCCAUGUACAAAUAUGUGAGGGGAAGUCAUAGGGAGGAGGGAGCAAGCUUAUUUUCUGCUGCCCUGCAGACUAGGACACGGAACAAUGGCUUCAAACUACAGGAAAGGAGAUUCCACCUGAACAUCAGGAAGAACUUCCUCACUGUGAGGGCUGUUCGGCAGUGGAAUUCUCUCCCCCGGACUGUGGUGGAGGCUCCUUCUUUGGAAGCUUUUAAGCAGAGGCUGGAUGGCCAUCUGUCGGGGGUGCUUUGAAUGCGAUUUCCUGCUUCUUAGCGGGGGGUUGGACUAGAUGGCCCAUGAGGUCUCUUCCAACUCUACUAUUCUAUGAUUCUAUGAUUCUAUGAAUAAAUUUAAAAACCUCCUUCUCAGAGUUUAAUAUAAAUUGUCAAACUGUUUCUGCAACCUCUUCUGUAGUGGGUGUCAUCCAGGCUAGUAAAACCAUCAGUGCUUAUUAAAGUAAAUUAUCUUAAGGUAGCAAACUCAAAUAAUCUAUAUAUAUAAAAGGGUAAUGAAAUUUCAGCCUAGGACAAAACAACAAAACAACACAUCUCAGAAACACUAAACUUGGCAGCACAACUCCUCAUCCAUGCCUCUACGUUCAUACAGCAAAAAGAAAAGAAAAAUUAAGUCCUAAUUAGAGGGAGGGGAAUAAUUGUUUUUAUCCAAUUGCUGCCAGUUAGAAGGCUAAGUUCCGCCCAUUUGGUCUCCUAGCAACCCACUCAGCCCAGGGGACAGGCAGAGUUAGGCCUCACUUAGGCCUCUUCCACACUGCCUAUAAAUACAGAUUAUCUGAUUUGAACUGGAUUAUAUGGCAGUGUAGACUCAAGGCCCUUCCACACAGCUAUAUAACCCAUUUAUAAUGGAAUUAAUGUCAGGGGAAAACCUUUACCCUUUACCUUAACUACUACCAAUUCCUCAAUACUUUAUUUCCCAUACCACCAUACUUCGCCACAGCAACGCGUGGCCGGGCACAGCUAGUGCUUUAUCAGAAAUACAUUUGCAUUUCCAAGCAGGCUCAUGCUUCCAGCGCUAAAUUGCAGGGAAAGCGUCUGGUUUUAUUAGCUGCACCCAAUUUGCAUCCUCAUUUAUGUCUGGACACUUGUUCAUACAGCAAGUCCAGGCAUCCAGAAAUAUUGUAUGUCUAUUUCAGUUAAUAGUCUGUGGGAGAGAUGACAGUAAUGACAUUUAGAAAAUCCAAACUCAAUAGGAUGGCCAUUUCGUGCAAUGCAGCCACAAAUUCUAACAUGUUUCUCACUUAGUUUGCUUUCAGGCAAUCAUGAGAGACUUCCUCGGAAACUAAGUAAACAUCCUUUGCAGCUAGACAUCUUGCAGGUCAAAAAUGGAUGUCAUUUGAAUAUUUAAAACAGGUAAAGAAUUUGAGCCUUUGAAUGAAACAUUAGUCAUGUAACAGAUAUGGUGUUACACUCUCAACAACAAGCACCAUUGCCCUGCAGAAUGAUGCAGCUCUUCUUUGUUGCUGUUGUGGAUUAUUGUAGGGAAUGUAGCUGUUGGAGGCGAUCUUCUUCUUUCUUCUUUUAUUGAAAAAGGAGGAACUGUACACUGACAUGUACCUGGGAAAACAUGUCGAAUAAAAGGAUGUUUUUGAAACCGUCGAAAUCGCCUGUGACAGAUCCGGCAUCUACGGCUGAGAGGCCUUGAAAUACUGUUUCUCCAAGCCACUAGAAUGCCUGGCUGCUUCAAACAGACCGUGUUUGCUUUUAUCGCUGCAUUGAGCUUUGCAUCUUUUAUCUUGAUCCUCGUUGCGAUGGGCACUCAGAAAUGGAUGAUGGCAAAAAUCCUUUGCAAAACAGGAGCUGAGCUGGUCAACGCCACAGACCCAGAGCUGGUAAAAUUCAUGGGGGAACUUUACUACGGACUCUUUGGCGGUGGCAAAAUGCGACAGUGUGGGUUAGGUGGGAGGCAUUCCAGAUUCACCAUAUUUCCACAUCUGGUGAAAAAGCUGAACACAUCCCUCCACGUGGUGAUUAUUCUCUUCCUAUGUGUGGCAUUUUCGUUCGCUCUGGUCAGCUUGGGAUUCUGCAUCUUAAACAUCCUCAAAGUUCCCUACCGGGCUAUUAAAGGUCCAGGAGGAAUCGCCCUGUGGAAUGUCCUAGCAGGCAGCUUUGCAGUGCUGGCAGUAUCUAGCUUCAUGGCUGCUGUUGAAUUGCAUAACCUUACAGAAAGGAUUGCUAAUUUCCGGGAACAUGUCUUCCAGUUUGUCAUCUUGGAAGAACAGUAUCAGCACUGUUUUUGGCUUUGUGUAGCAAGCGCAACCAUUCAUGGUGUCAAUUUACUGCUGGUUGCUGUCAGCUUGAUUCACUUCCCUACACUGAAGACCAAGCCAGAAGAAGCAAAUGUUACAGCUGAAGACAUCAUGUACUAAACAUCUGCCUCUGUCACUUGCUCAGUUUUAAACUGGCGUGGUCUAUUUGAAGUUAAUAACACUGGCAAGGGAUUACAAGACGUGGAGAAAAUAUCCAGCAGAUUUGGCAGAUUUGGGCCAGUGCUGAGGCCCAGGAUGGUCUGAUCAAGUCAUGUAUUCCAAUAUUCUUCAGGGAAGACUGAGAACAGCAUAAGUCUCCUUUUUUCACCUGUUGUGCCAAACCUUUCAGGAUCCCAGAACACAGCAAGAACAUUAUUCUUUUGCUUAAUGGCAUCUUGCCCAGAGACCAGCAAAAUCCUGAAUUUAAAAACAUGAGAAGUUUAUCUCAGGGACAAUUUUUAUUUUCUCUUCUGCUAUAGUCCUUAAACAAUGGUACCACAUCUUGAACUGUCUGGGGGUAGUGUAACACUUCUAAACGCAGGUCUCCCCAUGCAGAAGUCUGUAUGUAGAUCAAUGGGAAAAGGACUAAGCCAGAAGAAUCCCAUCUUUCUGUCUCACUUUUUUGAUGAGAGACUUUUAUUCCGACAUGAUGUACCCCUGUGGGGUGUGUACCAUAAACUUUUUUGGAGGGCUUUUCAUAAUGAGAAGAAGCAAGCAUGAGUGCAUAGCUGUUCCUCAUACAAAGUUUUUUUCUUUUUU
Messenger RNA from Anolis carolinensis (green anole), 5212 nucleotides. RefSeq names its product clarin 2 (gene clrn2). The coding region runs from base 3875 to 4573 and encodes 232 amino acids. The record is from RefSeq and is a predicted model, not a curated record. The transcript has 3 exons. NCBI's taxonomy places the organism in Eukaryota, Metazoa, Chordata, Lepidosauria, Squamata, Anolidae.